Molecule: messenger RNA, 2246 nt
Organism: Osmia lignaria (orchard mason bee)
Lineage: Eukaryota; Metazoa; Arthropoda; Insecta; Hymenoptera; Megachilidae
Product: ribosome biogenesis protein NOP53
Biological process (GO): ribosomal large subunit assembly; rRNA processing
Cellular component (GO): nucleolus
Molecular function (GO): 5S rRNA binding
Source: RefSeq, a predicted model, not a curated record
UGAUCCCAAGCACAGUCUUUCAACCCAAUCUAAUCUAAUCUAACCUAACCUAACCUAGCCUAGCCAAACUUGUUCCCCAACAGAAGCAGAAAGCCACGUUUACUGGUUUACCGAAUGCCGUGCAAUUAGGUUAGGUAAAGGAUAUUAUUCCAACAUUUAAAGAGUAAAAUGCCUGCGAUCAAUAGUAAAAAGCGUAAAGUGUCUAAAAAGACAAAAAGAUCAUGGCGAAAACAUGUUGAUACAAAAGAUGUUGAGAAAUUUUUGGAAGAUUCUCGGUUAGAAGAAAGGUUAGGUGGUCCUUUUUCGACACGCCAAGAUUCGGAAUUAUUUAUAGUUUCUACCGAGCCUGAAGUUCUUCCGAAAAGAACCCGUCGAGAAAUAUUGAAAUCAAAGGAGCCGCGAUGUUUUAAUAUUUUAAAACCUCACACAGCUGUACAGGAUCCAAUAAGAAAAAGAAAUCGUGUGAGAACGAAGGAAGAAAGAAAAAAUGCAAUUUUGGUAGAAAAGGAAGCUUUUAGAGAGGCACAAGGAAUAUUAAAAUUAAAAGAUAAAAUAAGAUUACAGAAUAGAAUGUUAGCUAUGAAGGAAAGAUCGAACAAACCUAAAAGAGGAGAGUUUAAUGCUGAUGUUUGGGAAGGAAAAUUUGAAGAACAACUUGGUAUCGAUACAGAAUGGAUGUCUCCGGAUACUGUCAGACAUACGUUGACUCAUUUUGGAGCAAAGAAGAGGAGAAUACCAAUUUCAGUGCGCAAGAAACCUUCAGCUUUGCCAGCAAUCGAAGCACCGCAUCCAGGAACAUCUUAUAAUCCUUCGUUUGAGGAUCAUCAAACUUUGUUACAUCAAAUAGCAAAGAAGGAAAUGGAAUUAAUAAAAGAGGAACAACAUUUGAAAAGAGUGACUACAGAUAUGUUUAAAAAGGUUUCGGUGGAAGAAAAAGAAAACAAUUUACUGAAAGAAAUGUUAGAAGGAUUGAAAUCGGAAGAGAAAAAUGAUCCGGAUGAAGAUCUAGAUCCGACAGUAACGUCUGUAAAUCGACCAGUUAGAAAUGAGAAAAAAACGCGUGUUCAGAGACGUAAACAAAAAGAAGAAAAAGAAUUAGCGCGCAAGAAGCAGCAGAAAAAGUUAGAAAAGAAGAAGGUUUCGGAUAUUUAUAAAUUAAGAUUAUUAAAUAAACAGUUGGCUUCUAAAGAAAGAAAGGAAAAAAUCCUAAGAGAAGAAAGAUUAAAGAAGAAAGCAUUAAAGGCAGUGGGUCCUAAAACUCUUAGUAAAGUUAAAUUUGAACCGUUGGAAGCUGAUUUCAAAUUAGCAAACGAAUUAAGCGGUAAUUUACGCAAUGCUGAGCCAACUACUAAUUUAUUAAAAGACAGAUUUAAGUCUCUUCAACAGAGAAAUAUUGUUGCUCCUUCUAGAAUGAAACUGAAACGGGAUAAAGCGAAAGUGAAACGAUUUGUUAAGCCAGAUCACAAGAUUGAUGUAACCAUAUACCAAACUGAAAUGACCAAGUAAUUUAAUACAUACGUAUAUAAUAAUAUUGCGUAUUUACUUACUCGAGGUAUUUGGAUGUAAGCCGGGCGGUAGGUUGUAGACCACGAAACCAAUUUGUAUUUUAUUCUACAAUACUAAAUACAGAUUCAUCUUCUAUGUAUUCAUCACUUUCAGACAAUUUGUAAUCAUCUUUUAACUCGAAUGGCAUAAUAUUAUCCGAAAUAUCUGUCGAUGAAUGUUCUUUCAAGUCGAUACUUUCAAUAGAUAUUUUUGUUUCUUUAUCCGAAUCUGAGCUUAAUUUUACCUGAUAGGGAGAAGAAAUCUCAAGUAUAAAGCAAAGUACAUGUUUUAAUGACGUAAUAAAAUUGUUUUUACGUACUUUGUCUAAGAUUUGUUCUUUCUCUUGAGAUUCAGUGAUUAUUUCAAAAUCCGAAAUAUUAUUUAAAUCUUCUGUACGAAAUUCUAACACUUGUGGUAGGGUUUCAACCCUUGAUACGUUACAUGUAGGGAAAUUAAAAAUAUUUUUCAUAUGAUAAUAGUAGUGUUGUUAUACUAGUGUACUAAUACUCACGAUUUGACGAUGCCACAUUGAACUUUUAAUUGCCCUUUCAUGAAUAUGUUUUGCAGAAACAAAAGCAUUUGGGUGCAAUUCAAGGUUGCUAUAUCAGGACAUUUGGUAGGACACUGUAACAUAAUUGCGUGUAACUUGAUCGUAUAAUGAUGAAGAAUUAAAAAUUAUUUCAUGCAAAUGAAAUGAAAAA